Branchiostoma belcheri (Belcher's lancelet) is the source of this 2532-nucleotide messenger RNA. Its product is annotated as peroxisomal sarcosine oxidase-like. Gene Ontology annotation, cellular component: peroxisome. The transcript has 8 exons. The record is from RefSeq and is a predicted model, not a curated record. NCBI's taxonomy places the organism in Eukaryota, Metazoa, Chordata, Leptocardii, Amphioxiformes, Branchiostomatidae. The coding region runs from base 127 to 1311 and encodes 394 amino acids. Gene Ontology annotation, molecular function: L-pipecolate oxidase activity; flavin adenine dinucleotide binding; sarcosine oxidase activity.
UUUUCUGUGUGUUGUCGUGUACAACCAAGAGACCAGGGGGCGCUGCAGCACACUUAAUGGGGCACCACUGACGUCUGGACAUUGACCCUUUAAGAUCGUGUUUUUCUUCGAGGCAUAACGGGGAACAUGGCAGAAGAACGUGAGGAUGUUUGGGACGUGAUCGUGGUUGGGGCUGGGGUGAUGGGGUCGUCCACGGCGUUUCACCUGGCGCAGGGCGGCAGCAAGACCCUUCUUCUGGAACAGUUUUUCCUGCCACACACACGGGGAAGCUCCUGUGGUCAGACCCGCAUCGUCCGAAAGUCCUACAUCGCCGAGCAUGCGCACUACGCAGACAUGGUGACGGCAUCCAUCCGAAUCUGGCAGCAGGUUGAAAAGGAAUUGGGAACUACGCUUCUGGUCCCCACUCCCCGCCUGCUGUGGGCCCGUUCAGAGAACCCGAAGAUCCACGCCAUUGCCGACACGCUGGACGGGGUGGGCGCCCGGAACAGCCGGCUCCAGACGGGGGAGCUGAGGCGGAGGUUCCCGAUGCUGCGGUUCCCGGCCGGGCACGUCGGUGUGCUGGAGGAGGACGCCGCUGUCAUCAAGGCCGACACGGCCGUCAGGUGUCUGCAGGAACUUUUUGUGAGGAGAGGCGGCCGCAUCAAAGAUGGCGAACGGAUCGUGAAGGUGGUCCCAGGACAGACGAUAACCGUUACCACGGCAACCAUGACGUACAGGACCAGGAGACUGGUGAUGACGUGUGGGGCAUGGGCUCCCGGCAUCCUCUGCGACUUGGGACUCAACCUGCCGUUAAAACCUCUCCGGAUCAACGUGUGUUACUUCAGAGAGAAGCAGCCGACCUCUACUCACAGUCUGGCGGCUAACUUCCCGGUCAUCAAGGACGAGGAUGAUGACGUGUACGGCAUACCUAGCCUGGAGUACCCAAAUAUGGUCAAGAUUUGUCGUCACGUAAACUGGAAGACAGGUCACGUCGCUAACCCCGAACAACGUGACGUCAACAUCCGGGAACAUCUGGAGGAGGAUGUACGUUACCUGAGUAACCUCGUGAGGCGCCACCUACCGGGUCUGGAGGACAAGCCAGCCGUGGUCGAAACCUGCAUGUACACGAACACUCCGGAUGCUGAGUUCAUACUAGACCGGCAUCCAAGGUUUCACAACAUAGUCAUUGGCACUGGAUUCUCAGGCCAUGGAUUCAAACUGGGGGCGGCAGUGGGAAGACUCCUGAGUGAACUGGCCACAGACAGGCCGCCUUUCUUAAACAUGGGGCCCUACAGGAUAGCACGCUUCACACCUCCUAAAGCUGCACUUUGAACUUUUGCUACAUAUCAGUUGUCUGUAAUAAAAAUAAAUACAGUGUCUUCAAAAUUCCCUGGUUCCAAAAAAAAAGGCAAAAUACAUGGUACCCAUUUUACAACAUUAUGUCAUGUGUAUCUUAAUAUAAUCAUCACAAGAACUUGUAUACCACAAAUGUAAUAUGUACAUUAAAUUGUAUACCACAAAAAUAAUGUACAUAUUACAUUACUAUGAACCACCUGCACCAUAUAAUCAUCAAAGACAGUAAACUAAAGAAAGCCAACAGUAUUGGAAUGUCUUAAAGUUUUCUUUUUCUUGAAGCUAUUACAAGUGCUGCUCCAACAGCUGUAUGCUAUUUUACAACUACAUGUAGUACAUACUACUACAACUUACGUUGCUAAAUAUUUUAUCUGCCUAUUUGCAAUGCUUACCACUAUAUAAUAAUAAGAGUGUUGACUACUAAGUAUUGUUCUAACUACAUACAAUGUACUACAUGCAGUGUUUACCAACUUACAAGGAUUUUUAACCAUGAUCUGUGGGGCUAACUUACAGUAUUGUCACUGUAUUGUCCUGACAAGGGUAACAUCUCACAGAUUUACAUCAUCUCACCACUACUUUCUGUAUGACUUGCAUAUCUUAAUCAUUAUCAUCCAUGUACAAAUUUGAAAUAAAAAGCAUGAUUUUAAACUAUAAGUUUGUGUUCAAUUGUUCACAGAAUUAUCUGUGUGUAACAAACCUAUGAUAUUCAAUAAACAUUUACAUUCCAUAUUCCUGAUGAAAAUACAGAUUUGUAUUUUUAACAUUGUAACUGUUAUUAUGCAGCUAUAGAAAACAAAUUUAAAAUGAAAUAAAAUGAUAAUCUAUGGCACUUCUGCUUUGUUACAGUACGUAUUAGAAGACCUUAAAACUCUGGGACCAAAAUUAAGUAGACAAAAAUAUCUAAUACACCAGUGUUCUAGCCAGCAUGAAUUUCUUUUCCAUCAUCUCAAUUUCAUUUGAUGUACAUCAUGACAUCAUGCUGAGCGCCAUAGGAGUAACCAUCCUAGGGUGAUCCAGGGGCAUACUCCCCUAGUAAAAAGUUUGAAAUGUUGACCAUCUAAAUGCUAUUUCCUGUAUUUUGAGGGGCGAAUUUUGCUGGUAGACUAAUGAUAUCAUUUUCCAUAUCGUUACACACUGAUUUUCAUGUGUUAAAGAUGGCAAAAUUCUGUCAAAUAAAAGAAAGACAGAUGUGCUGGCUAG